UCUCCACAUUUAGUCGGGUCUAAGUUUUGACAAAUAUCGUAGUCUUUCAAAACAAUUACAUUGAAAUGCCUCUUGAAGUAAACGGUGUCGAAAAUCUUGAUAAAAGUAAAGAUGUCGGAUUAUCGUUUACCAAAGGUGGUGUUUUUGGAUCAGCUUCAGUGGAAGGGUAUAGAGAUGGCGGUAAUUUACCAAAACACACUGGCCCGUCUUACAGCGCGGCUUCUGCAAGCCUCGGUAUUAACAAGGAUGGCCACAGCGCCGCUGUAACCGCGGCGCACCGGCCAGAUUUCGGUAACCAAGUAACCGCAGCUGGUAACCUUAACGUCCUAAACAAAGGUGACCAUAAAAUCGACGUCAACGCCUUUAGCACGAAGAAUUUCCCGAUAGGACCAACCCCAAACUACUCUACUCAUGGAGCUGGUGUGAAUUAUCAAUACAAAGACGUCGCUCACGCUGGUGCGUCUGUAGCUCGCAUACCAAUCGCGCAAAGAACCGAUUACUCUAUUUCCUCAGGGAUGAAGCUUCACCAAACUCCAACAUCUUCCUUCAGUAUUAACGUUGGUGCUUCGAAGACCAACGCGCCGUAUAGCAAAGGCAACUGGGCACCUAAUGCUUUUGCCCAUUAUCGAAGGGAUUUUUAAAUAAUGUUGCCAUAUAUGUCGAUACGAACCUUUAUUAAUCAGUCUUUGUAUUUUAAAGGCCGAAUACUGAAACGACAUUUUAAUCUGCAAUAGAGUUGUAUAAUGAUGUUAAAACUUCGAAUUCUAAUGUUUUGGCAUUUUUUACGAUUGUAAACGGCGCUUACGAAACAAAGUAUUAAAAAUUCGUGUCAAUAUUCUGCUUUAAGUAAAUAAAUAUUCAGACAAAUGUA
Messenger RNA from Papilio polytes (common Mormon), 871 nucleotides. Its product is annotated as defense protein 3-like. Lineage: Eukaryota; Metazoa; Arthropoda; Insecta; Lepidoptera; Papilionidae. The transcript has 3 exons. The record is from RefSeq and is a predicted model, not a curated record. Gene Ontology annotation, biological process: defense response to bacterium. Gene Ontology annotation, cellular component: extracellular region. The coding region runs from base 66 to 641 and encodes 191 amino acids.